Molecule: messenger RNA, 975 nt
Organism: Striga hermonthica
Lineage: Eukaryota; Viridiplantae; Streptophyta; Magnoliopsida; Lamiales; Orobanchaceae
Source: the annotation of a GenBank genome assembly
AUGGGCGGUUGGGCAAUAGCGGUGCACGGCGGCGCUGGUGUGGAUCCGAACCUCCCCAAAGAGCGUCAGGAAGAAGCCAAGCAACUCCUCACUCGCUGCCUCAACAUCGGCAUCUCCGCCCUUCAAUCCUCCCUCUCUGCCAUUGACGUCGUCGAGCUCGUCGUACGAGAAUUAGAAACCGAUCCCCUGUUCAAUUCGGGACGUGGAUCUGCACUCACCGAGAAAGGAACGGUUGAGAUGGAGGCGAGCAUCAUGGAUGGCUGCGGCCGGCGAUGCGGCGCCGUUUCCGGCAUCACCACCGUGAAAAACCCCAUCUCCCUCGCCCGACUCGUCAUGGACAAAUCCCCUCAUUCCUACCUAGCUUUCUCUGGCGCCGAGGAAUUUGCGAAAAAACAGGGUGUAGAGAUGGUUGACAAUGAUUACUUCAUCACUGAGGACAACGUCGGCAUGCUGAAAUUAGCCAAAGAAGCCAACUCCAUUCUCUUUGACUACAGGAUCCCACUGGAGUCUUGCGCGUCUUUGGUGGAGAAGCCUAUCCAGAUGAACGGGCUCCCAAUCAGCGUGUACGCGCCGGAGACAGUGGGGUGCGUGGUGGUGGACAGCCAAGGGCGGUGUGCGGCUGCCACCUCGACAGGCGGACUGAUGAACAAGAUGAUGGGCAGGAUAGGGGACUCGCCCCUGAUAGGGUCAGGUACGUAUGCAGGUAACUUGUGCGGGGUGUCGUGCACUGGGGAAGGUGAGGCUAUCAUCCGUGGGACUCUUGCCCGUGAUGUGGCGGCCGUGAUGGAGUACAAAGGGCUCAGCCUCCAGGAGGCGGUGGACUAUGUGAUCCAGACCCGUUUGGACGAUGGGGGAAAGGCCGGCAUGAUUGCGGUGUCGAAUACGGGUGAGGUGGCCUACGGGUUUAAUUCGGUGGGGAUGUUCAGGGGCUGUGCUACUGAGGAUGGGUUCAUGGAGGUUGGUAUUUGGGACUAG